Molecule: messenger RNA, 1550 nt
Organism: Magallana angulata
Lineage: Eukaryota; Metazoa; Mollusca; Bivalvia; Ostreida; Ostreidae
Product: P2X purinoceptor 7-like
Exons: 3
Coding region: 973-1548 (191 amino acids)
Source: RefSeq, a predicted model, not a curated record
UAUAUAUGUUCCAUUUUAUAAUUGUUUAACUCUACACUCUACAUAAAACGGCUUAAGAACAAUCCCCUACCCGAGUUAAACUUGCAACAGCGUGUUUUUUAAUCACGACGUGCAACAGAUUCGCCAUUUUUUGGACGUCAAUCAUUCGGGUCAACUGAGGUCAACCAUCAAAUAUGGAUGCUGAGGUAUACACAAUACUUUCGAUUGCAACCUAAUUUUGAAUGAAUUUUAACUCAAAUCUUACUGAAAGUUAAUUUUUGUUAUUAGCUACGAUGUUUCAAGCUAAUAUUUGUGAAUAUAUAGAUCGAUAAUUCCUUGGUUGACGAUUGAUAACGAAAACUUUAAGCUUUGACUCACUGUGUAACGAAAAGAGGCCCCCCAAGGGUUAAUGCGUAAAAUGCAAACUCAGUUAAUUUUUAUUGACUCGUAAAGAAAUCUAAAAAAAUGGAUUAAUUAGAAUCUCUAUAUCGAUGAAAUUUUCUAAAAUAUUUUUUCCGCUGCCUGUCUUCAAAAAAUCAGAUUUAAUUAAUGUAUUUUUACGGGUCUUCUAGAUCUGUGAUAGACAUAUCUAUAUUAAGCCUUCUGUACAGUACUGAAUAUUUUACGUUAUUACUUGGAUCGGACUUCACAUUGUUAAAGAAUUUUUAUAUUUAACAUGUACAGCUUAAAAAACGACAUAAAUAUUGAUAUAAAGACAAAUUAAUAACUAGGCUACAUGCAUAUAUAUAUAGCUUGUAUUUCACUAUGGGCCUACACUUUACAUGUAAUUUGUACACUACAGUUUUGCCAGCGUAUGUGCACGCAAUUUUUAUUAUUAUUAUGUGUUUAAACGUAUACAGCAGUAGCAGUAAUAUUGUUAGUUUGGUGUAAUGCAAAUAAAUCCUUUACAAAAUUCUGAAAUUGGCUUACCAAUAGAAAAAACUAAAAGCUGCUGGGUCAAGAAAACGAGGCCGGGGCAGAGGAGGUAAACGCAUGAGGAGCAAGAGAGUUCGAGACAUCCAGGAUGUUAUAAAUGCCCGAAAGCAGAAACUACAGGAAACAGUUAGCAAGUUAACAGGUGAGAGUUGUCGUCAACUCAUUGCGAAGCUCUGUGAUAGGGAUCCCUCGUUGAUAUUUGAUAUUUUAGAAGAAUCGUCGGAGCAAAUGUCAGCGCAUGGAGGGUACCAUCCUCCACCAGGUGAUGCACCAUCUUGGUGCACGUGUGGAAAUUGUAGACAGAUGCCCUCUGACAUAGAGAGGGUAUGCUGUCAACAAAUCCCGGAGAACUGUUUUUCAUUAUUGCCAGACUUUAGCAUGUUGGUCCUAGAUGAGGCAGUUCUAUCAAUUGCCCAGAGAUACAGGGAAGAUGUUCUGGCAGUACCAAGGGACCAGGAUGUCAACAGGGGGUAUCGCCACACAGCCUACCGCCAGUUUAUCUUGUGGCACUAUGGUAGGUUAGGUGCAGGUAAUAGGCGUGUUGUGCCCAGCUGCUGUGUGUGGCAAAUAAGAGACAAAUUCCCGGACAGCUUUGGACAAUACACAGGCUUUAAAGAUGGACGUUUGGCUUAAAA